GCUCCGUCACGCCGGGAUCUCGCAGUCUCCGCUUCGGUCCUCUGCGCACACGGAGCGUUUUUGCGGUCGCAAGUGAAAUCCGGGAGAUCAAACAGAAACAAACAGUGGGACCCAUUUUGAUUUCGAGGUUACGGUUAAUUUCCUUUAAUUUUCAUCCAUGAGAUUCUUCAGGCUUACCUUCAAGUGCUUUGUCGACUGCUUUUGAAUCUUAUUCCUUCACCAUCCGCGACGCAUUGUAAAUAUACCAUCUCUGGCUAUAGCUAGUCAGCAAGCUAAAUAUAGCUAAAUAAUAUUUUACAGCAACACUGACUAAAAAUAAUAUCAAAAGGGAAAACCAAGAAGGAUUUAAAUAACUGGAUAAACGCAAACUCACGACUUUGUCGCACUUUCUACAUUAUUAUAUUUUGAGGCAUUGGCGUUUACAACUGAAAUGUCGCCAGAAGUGGAAAACCACGUUACAGAAGAUAAAAAUUCCACCCAGGUUGAGUCAGGAGUACUGCUGGAAGAGGAAGGGGCUGUCAUACGCCCCCUGGUGCCCAUGCCUGGUGUUGAGGAUGCUGGUGGGGGAGGUGGUUCGGUGGUCGAGAGAGAAACAUGGACCAGACAAAUGGAUUUCAUCAUGUCAUGCGUUGGCUUCGCCGUGGGACUGGGCAACGUGUGGAGGUUCCCCUAUUUAUGCUACAAGAACGGCGGAGGUGCCUUUCUGAUCCCUUAUCUGCUGAUUGUCUUCAUCGGGGGGAUUCCUGUGUUCUUCCUGGAGAUAGCACUAGGACAGUUCAUGAAACAAGGCGGGGUUUCGGCGUGGAACAUCGCCCCGCUGUUCAAAGGAUUAGGCCUGGCCUCCAUGGUGAUUGUGUUCUUCUGCAACACGUACUACAUCAUGGUUCUCGUGUGGGGCCUCUACUUCCUGCUCAACUCUUUCUCGUCGCCCCUGCCCUGGGCCACAUGUGGGCAUCCAUGGAACUCACCCAACUGCACCCAGGACUUCAGCAGGCCCUGCCCCAGUCACAGCUCCCUACUCGGUCCCGCUCAAGAACCCUCCUCCCCUCGUAACCAGUCCUCUCCCCAGCCCCUACAGAACCUUUCUUCUCUCCUCCUACUCAACCUUAGCUGUGCAGAGGUGGAUGGCAUGCGCUCUCCAGUCAUCGAGUUCUGGGAACGAAAGGUGCUGCGUCUGUCAGGGGGUUUGGACGAGGCUGGGGAUGUCAGCGGUCAGAUGGUCUUAUGCCUGGUGGCCACCUGGAUCUUCGUGUACUUCUGCAUCUGGAAAGGAGUUAAAUCCACCGGCAAGGUGGUGUAUUUCACGGCUCUGUUCCCCUACCUCGUGCUGGUGGUGCUGCUGGCCCAUGGUGUCACCCUGCCUGGUGCUCUGGAUGGCAUCGUGUACUACCUGAAACCUGACUGGUCCAAGCUGGCGGAGGCACAGGUGUGGAUCGAUGCUGGAACCCAGAUCUUCUUCUCCUACGCCAUCGGCCUUGGUGCGCUAACCGCUCUGGGCAGCUACAACCGUUUCCACAACAACUGCUACCAGGAUGCCUUCAUCCUGGCUCUGAUCAACAGCGGCACCAGUUUCUUCUCUGGAUUUGUGGUCUUCUCCGUACUGGGCUUCAUGGCAGCGGAGCAGGGAGUGGACAUCAGCAGAGUAGCGGAAAGCGGUCCCGGCUUGGCGUUCAUCGCUUACCCAAAGGCUGUGACCCUGAUGCCCCUGGCACCUUUCUGGGCAGCCCUGUUCUUCUUCAUGCUGCUGAUCCUCGGCCUGGACAGUCAGUUCGUAGGGGUAGAGGGCUUUAUUACUGGCGUCAUGGACAUGCUCCCUCCUAAUUCACUGGCAGGGUCCCUACGUCGUGAAGUUGUUGUGGCGAUCUGUUGCAUCACUUGCUUCUUUAUUGACCUCUCCAUGGUAACAGAGGGGGGCAUGUAUGUAUUCCAGCUCUUUGACUACUACUCGGCUAGUGGGAUGACGCUGCUGUGGCAGGCCUUUUGGGAGUGCAUGGUGGUGGCCUGGGUCUAUGGGGCAGACCGCUUUAUGGAUGAUGUGGCCCGGAUGAUUGGUUACCAUCCCUUGCCCUACAUGAAAUGGUGCUGGUCCUUUGUCACGCCCUGUGUGUGUGUGGGUAUCUUCUUGUUCCAUGUGGUGAAUUACAAGCCCCUGACCUAUAACUCCAGCUACGUAUACCCCUGGUGGGGCGAGGCCCUGGGCUGGGGCCUGGCCCUUUCCUCCAUGCUCUGCAUCCCCGUCACCGUGCUCUACAAGCUUCUGCGCUGCAAGGGCUCCCUCAGGGAGCGCUGGCAGCACCUCACCGCCCCGGUGUGGGGCAGACACCACCUGGAGUACCUGGCACCCGAGGCUGAGGCCAAACUGCUACCCGCUCAGGGGCCAAGCAAGACCACGCUGCUCUUCGAGAGCGUCAUCUGAGCGGCGGGUCCCCACCUGUCCCUCCCUCCUCUUUCUCUGUCACUCCUUUGCUGCUCAGUAUCAAGCUCAGAAGUGACCCACGCUCACCCACACAGAUCCUGCAGAUGUCCACGUUUCCAGCCCUUCAUUGCAGCACUUGGGUGGGCGGGGAGGCUCGGAUGCAGUGCCAUUACUGCCCCCCUCCACCUGGCCUCGGUCCCCCUUGUUGUCGUGCCUCAGCCCCCUGUCCUGUCUGGAUCCCUGCAGUGUCGUGCCCGUCCCGUCCCGUGCCAUAGCAUGCUGUCUGCAGGUCCGCCCUGCUUUUUGUCCCCGCAUCACAUUUUCCCAUUCCUGAUUACAACUGUCGCUACGGCAGGCAUGCUAGUCCGCUUCGACCCCUGUCUCUGCACAUGUUUGCUGUGAAACCGAAGUACGUCUGACCUAAAGAUAUUUAAUACAUUCUAAAUCAGUAUUUAUAAAUUAUUGUAGUGAUACCAUGAAUACAGCAUUUAGUCGUGAUUUGGUGCCAUGUGUUUCCUCAUUAAAAUGAACAUAAAAGAAAGCAGAUUGUUUUA
This is a messenger RNA of Brienomyrus brachyistius, 2970 nucleotides long. Its product is annotated as sodium- and chloride-dependent creatine transporter 1. The record is from RefSeq and is a predicted model, not a curated record. Gene Ontology annotation, cellular component: membrane. The transcript is spliced from 14 exons. Lineage: Eukaryota; Metazoa; Chordata; Actinopteri; Osteoglossiformes; Mormyridae. Bases 431 to 2416 code for a protein of 661 amino acids. Gene Ontology annotation, biological process: sodium ion transmembrane transport.